Molecule: messenger RNA, 465 nt
Organism: Paracoccidioides brasiliensis Pb18
Exons: 3
Coding region: 1-465 (154 amino acids)
Biological process (GO): meiotic joint molecule formation; double-strand break repair via homologous recombination; meiotic DNA recombinase assembly involved in reciprocal meiotic recombination
Cellular component (GO): Swi5-Sfr1 complex; Swi5-Swi2 complex
Source: RefSeq, a predicted model, not a curated record
AUGGCCCAAGGGGAAUGCAAUUGCGAAGAUAAGGGCACAGCGCGGGCGGCUUCGAAUCAGCAAACGACAGCAGUAUCCAUGACGGACCCUGUGUCAAAAUCAGACCCUGAUCGGGCUGUACCCGCAACUCCCUUCCAGUACAGCCAAAAGCACGAAAAGAUGAUCAAAUCCCUCACCACCAAAAUAUCCAUUCUCAACUCCGAAAUCUCAAAGACAGAAACUCUUCUCUCCGAAGCUAGGGGCAAACUGAACCUCCCAGCUUCCAACAGAGCUGGAACGGCAGGUAAAGAUAAAACGCCAAUCCCCAAGGACCCUGCCGCGAUUGUUCAACGCCAUAUCCGUCUCCUACAUGAGUACAAUGAGAUCAAAGAUAUUGGGCUGGGUUUAAUUGGGUUGGUUGCGGAGGCAAGAGGGGUUCGACAUGUGGAUGCGCUGCAAAGCUUUGGCGUUGGGGAGAAGGACUGA